UUUGACGUGUCUCACAUCGGCUGUCGAUAUCUCCAAGCAGAAAGGCGAAACUCACCAGCGCACUUCGCCACCAAAUGACAUCAAGCAACAACACUGAGACUCUCCUGUUGACCAUCAUUUAUUUGAAACUCUUUUUCUUUGUUUUGGAGCGGGGGGAAAAAACAAGCUUUGUUUUUUAUGAAGAAUGGGCUGUGCAAUAUCCGGCUUGGCUGAAACUGCAGAAAUUGGAGAAAAAAGCACUCAUGAUGUUGGUAGAGGAGGAGGACGACAUCCCAGCCAAAACCAGAUCGACAUGAUUAAGGAGUCGUGGAAAGUUAUUAGGGAUGACAUUGCAAAAGUUGGCAUCAUAGUGUUUGUCAGGCUCUUUGAGACCCACCCCGAAUGCAAGGACGUGUUCUUCCUGUUCCGAGAUGUCGAGGACCUAGAGAGGCUGCGGACCAACCGUGAACUGAGAGCACACGGACUGCGAGUCAUGUCUUUUAUUGAGAAAAGUGUAGCCAGGUUGGACCAACUGGAGCAACUGGAGGCUCUGGCCAUGGAGCUUGGAAAAAGCCAUUACCACUACAAUGCUCCUCCCAAAUACUACAGUUAUGUCGGAGCAGAAUUCAUCAGUGCCGUGCAGCCCAUCUUGAAGGACAGAUGGACGACUGAGCUGGAGGAGGCUUGGAAGACCAUGUUCCAGUAUGUGACCCGCCUGAUGAAGAAAGGCUACGAGGACGAGGACAGACAGAACCAGGCGGCAGUCUCCCCUAAGGAAAGAGGAGACAAGCGAAAUGCAGCACUCUGAAAGGCUCACUUUGUCCUUUGAUAGCAAAAUGGACACCAACAGUGACUUUUUUAACAGCACUUUAUUAGUCAACUUAAAUUUCGCUGCAGGUCCGAUAUAGCACACUGCCCCGGACGCUCGGGAUUUCCCAUUCAGAAGUCAAACGCGCCUGACGUAGUUCGUGAUUCUGGUCGGUUGAAGUCCAUCCUGAAAUCUGCUUCCCAUUUUCUAUGAACUGAAGCUUUUGACAGAAAAUGGAGUUUGAAAAAGAAAGAAGGAACGAGUGGCAGCUUCAUAUUUCCACUGUACAUGACAUGAUUACAUGAGAAAAAAAAACUUUUGAAACACAUGAAAUGUGAUUUUAGUGAAACAUUUCAUUCCAUCUCUUCGAAAGAUAUACACACCUCCCCUUUAAAAAAAAAAAAAAAAAAAGCUCAAACAUAAAAAGUGACCGCUUUCACAAUUGUUAUUU
This is a messenger RNA of Syngnathus acus (greater pipefish), 1238 nucleotides long. RefSeq names its product x globin (gene xgb). Gene Ontology annotation, molecular function: oxygen binding; heme binding. Lineage: Eukaryota; Metazoa; Chordata; Actinopteri; Syngnathiformes; Syngnathidae. The coding region runs from base 185 to 787 and encodes 200 amino acids. The transcript is spliced from 5 exons. The record is from RefSeq and is a predicted model, not a curated record.